AUGUCGGCACACGGUCUAGAUGCUAUCAUAAUCGGCGCAGGGCCGGCGGGCAUUGCUAUGGCCUAUCGCCUGAAGCAUGAGCUCAAUUUUCACGACUUUCUCAUAUAUGAGAAGCUCAAUGGCGUAGGUGGAACGUGGAGGCUAAACAGCUAUCCCGGAUGUGGCUGUGAUCUUCAAUCACAUCUCUAUUCCUUCAGCUUCAACCCAAAUCCGAAUUGGUCAAAGCAGCUGUGCGAGCAGCCUGAGAUCCUCCAAUACAUGGAAGAUACGGUUGACAAAUUCAACAUCCGCAAGCAUGUCAAGUCGUCAAUCGAGUGUACCGGUGCAAAAUGGCACAGCGAUAUUGCUAAGUGGGAGGUUUUCGUCAAGGACCUCGAAUCGGGCCUUGAGUACUCGCGCUUUGCGUCCAUCUUCGUCUCAGCUGUGGGGGCUAUCUCAUUCCCGCGCAACGUCAAGUUCCCAGGCAUGGAGAACUUCAAGGGUGAUAUGUUCCACACCGCACACUGGGAUCAUUCUGUUUCAUACAAGAACAAGCGCGUCGGCGUUAUUGGAAAUGGCUGUAGCGCUGCCCAGGUUAUUCCUGCCGUUGCCCAGAAGGCUGGCUUCGUGAAGCAGUACGCUCGCAGCGGGCAGUGGUUCCAUGCCCGGCCAAACAGGCUCAACACUGAUUUUGACAAAUUUGUACUCCGCUGGGUUCCGCUCUGGCAGCGGCUGCUCCGCCUGAGUAUCUUCCUCGAGGCCGACGAGGAGACGACGACCUACUUCCCAACCCCUAAGGGCCUCAAGGCUCGAAUCGCGAAGGAGAAGGAGUCUAAGGAAUAUAUCCAGUCCAAGGCGCCAGAGAAGUACUGGCAACACAUCAUUCCCAAGUUUCCGCUUGGAUGCAAGCGUCGUAUCUUUGACCCUGGAUACCUUGACGCCCUCUGCCUGCCUAACGUUGAGGUGCUUCCCGAAGGUAUCAAGGAGUUCACUGAGACGGGUAUUAUUAGCUCUUCGGGAAUCCAGGACGACUACGACAUUAUCGUCCUCGCCACCGGAUUCCAAGUUUCUGAGUUCCUGACUCCCAUGGAAAUAUUCGGCGCAGAUGGGCGCUCGCUGCAGCAGCAGUGGCAGGAAUGUCGUGGCGCCCAAGCAUACCUGGGCACCUACGUCCACAACUUCCCCAAUCUCGCCAUCAUCUUCGGGCCCAAUACCUUCCCUGCCAACAACUCGGCCCUGUUCGCGUGCGAGACCCAGGUAGACUACGCCAUAAAAUCGCUCUUCACGCCGCUGAUCGAUCGCUGGGCCGACGUCCUCGAGGUCAAGCAGACUGUUGAAGACUACACGACUAAUGCCAUCCACGAGCAGCUAAACAACACCGUCUUCGCGGGAGGUUGCUCCAACUGGUACAUCGGUAAACACGGCCGAAAUGCUGCCUCCUGGCCCGGACUGGCGCGGUCGUUCUGGUUCAGUACCUACUUCCCUGACUGGUCGGCCUUCAACCUCGCAGGUGGAAGCAGGUUUUGGCCACUCUACGCUGCUCGACGCUGGCUGACUACCAUGAAGCCGCUUACAAAAGUCUUGGUUUCAAUAAGCUUUGCGGCGGCAGCCAUCAUUUAUGGAGGUUAUGGAGCAAGGCUCCCGGCACUUGCUUCCCUGCGUAGCCUAGCCGCGAGGGUGAAGGCGUUUUAAAUCGUAUUUUGGGGUG
This is a messenger RNA of Pseudogymnoascus verrucosus, 1687 nucleotides long. RefSeq lists its product as uncharacterized. NCBI's taxonomy places the organism in Eukaryota, Fungi, Ascomycota, Leotiomycetes, Thelebolales, Thelebolaceae. The transcript has 3 exons. Gene Ontology annotation, molecular function: N,N-dimethylaniline monooxygenase activity; NADP binding; flavin adenine dinucleotide binding. The coding region runs from base 1 to 1671 and encodes 556 amino acids. The record is from RefSeq and is a predicted model, not a curated record.